Messenger RNA from Arabis nemorensis, 507 nucleotides. NCBI's taxonomy places the organism in Eukaryota, Viridiplantae, Streptophyta, Magnoliopsida, Brassicales, Brassicaceae. The record is from the annotation of a GenBank genome assembly.
AUGGAGGAAUCUACAGCUACGGCUACGGCUACGUCUUCCACUCGUUAUUUCUCCAUUUUCACGAAUUACCCUCUGAUUUCCGCCGUCACGGCUUUUACUAUCGCUCAAUUCAUCAAACUCUUCACCUCCUGGUAUAGGGAAAGGAGAUGGGAUCUCAAACAGCUUAUUGGGUCUGGAGGAAUGCCUUCUUCACAUUCAGCCACCGUUACGGCUCUCGCUGUAUCAAUCGGUUUACAAGAGGGCUUUGGUGGAUCACAUUUUGCAAUCGCUUUGGUCUUGGCAUCAGUUGUCAUGUAUGAUGCUACCGGUGUAAGAUUACAUGCCGGUCGCCAAGCUGAGGUUCUCAAUCAGAUUGUAUACGAACUUCCUGCAGAACAUCCGCUGGCUGAAAGCAGACCAUUGCGUGAACUUCUCGGUCAUACCCCUCCGCAGGUUGUUGCUGGUGGAAUGCUUGGAAGUGUCACAGCAGUUACUGGAUACUUGUUCACCAGGAUAGCUACUAGCUAA